AGAGGAUUCCAAACAAGCUAAAGAAACAAAGCUCCCAGAAAAGGUAUAAAAAGACUGAGUUCCCUUUUCCACGACAUCCUGCUACCUGCUACUGCAACUGCAACCUCAUCUGAUCAUCACAACAAGAUGGCAUCAGGUCUUCAUUUCAUUGUGCUCCUCUGUUUGACCAGUGGACUGUGGAUUGGAGCAGAUGCAGAAUGUGGACAUCAAACAGAUGACUGUGAUGACGCGUGUCCUUCUGGCUGGACUGAAUUUUGCAGUCGCUGCUACAAGUUCCAGGCUGCUGAAAAGGACUGGGCUGAUGCUGAGAAAACCUGCACUUUCCUUGGUGGAAAUCUGGCCUCAAUCCCAAAUGAAAAGGUGUACAAGUUCCUCAGAGAGCUGGUCUUUGAAGCAGUGAACUCACAUAAGAGGACCUGGGUUGGAGGCUACGAUGCAGUGAAGGAGGGUGUGUGGCUGUGGAGUGAUGGGAACCGUUUUGACUUCAACCUGUGGCACCAAGGGGAGCCCAACAACCUAGGUGGAGAGCAUUGCAUGGAAAUAAACCUCGGAGGAAAUGACUUUAUCAAUGACAGGAGCUGUGGGGGCAGCCAAUCUUUCAUUUGUGUCAAAGACCCGUAACAAUCCACUCCAUGUGCUGACACAUCUGACACGAGGAUGCCACACCCCCAUUGAUGAUGUCACUCACACAGGAUGUCAAGCCUCGAUGACAUCACAUCUGGAAGAAAUAUUAAUCAUUUAUAUUAAUCAAUCUGAUUUAUAUUAACCAAUCUGAUUUAUAUUAAUCAAUCUGAUUUAUAUUAACCAAUCUGAUUUAUAUUAAUCAAUCUGAUUUAUAUUAAUCAAUCUGAUUUCAUGUAACUUAAAUCAAUAAACAUGCAUGCAUAAGCAA
This is a messenger RNA of Lates calcarifer (barramundi perch), 892 nucleotides long. Its product is annotated as galactose-specific lectin nattectin. NCBI's taxonomy places the organism in Eukaryota, Metazoa, Chordata, Actinopteri, Centropomidae. The coding region runs from base 127 to 621 and encodes 164 amino acids. The transcript is spliced from 7 exons. The record is from RefSeq and is a predicted model, not a curated record.